AUGGCGGAGCAAAAUGCCAUUGAUGUGGAAGAAAGGAAGCGUAGUUGGAGAGAUACCGUUGUAGGGGAUCAUUCAAAGAUAGACAAUUUAGUUCAGAUUGGUCAUAAUGUAGUUAUUGGGAAGAAUUGCAUACUUUGUGGACAAGUUGGGAUUGCAGGCGCAGUGACAUAUGUUCUUUCUAUGAUAGGAGACUAUGUAACUACGGGAGGGAGGGUAGCAGUUCGUGACCAUGUAUCCAUUAUAUCAAAGGUACGGCUUGCUGGUAUGAGCUGUGUCACGAAAGAUAUUACAGAACCUGGAGAUUACGGCGGCUUCCCUGCUGUAAGUAUCAUGUUGCACUUUACUUAUGAAAAAUGAGAAUAACAAGAAAAAUUGUUUUAAGAUAUUGAAUACCCAAAAUAAUGGAGCUGGAACUAUGGGUGAUUGUUGGAUGUUUUGGAUAUUUAAACGACAUAAUUCUGGUUGCGUUUUAGGUUCCAA
Pyrus x bretschneideri (Chinese white pear) is the source of this 480-nucleotide messenger RNA. RefSeq names its product probable UDP-3-O-acylglucosamine N-acyltransferase 2, mitochondrial. The transcript is spliced from 5 exons. NCBI's taxonomy places the organism in Eukaryota, Viridiplantae, Streptophyta, Magnoliopsida, Rosales, Rosaceae. Bases 1 to 357 code for a protein of 118 amino acids. Gene Ontology annotation, biological process: lipid A biosynthetic process. The record is from RefSeq and is a predicted model, not a curated record.